UCAUUUCUUAUCUUUUUCCCUCACACCAAAAUAGAUCUUCUUUCUUCGUCGAAAACCUCUCUCCGUUGCUGGCUGCAUAGAUAUUUGUAAGUAUUCUUAAUACUUUUAGAUCAUUUUAUCACUUUAUUUCAUUACAUUUUUAUCUUUUUCUUGAUUUUUCAUACACAUAUUUACAUUUAAUUAUUGUUUUUAAAUUAAUAUUCCUAUUAAUAUAACAUUUCCAAAUCGUGCAGAAAUUUCAUCUUCAUCCUUCGUCGAUUAGCAUUGAGUACUUAGUUUUCCGCAAGCAUCAAUGACGACCACUCCAAUGACAAUUGUUCUUCAAAUCGAUCCGUUCUGUAACUGUGAAGGACACAUACAUCAGGUGAAGAAGACACUCCGUGAUAUUGGAGGUGUCAAAUUGUUAGCAAUGAACCCUGAAAUGGGGAAAUUCACCAUCUUAACUGCUAAACACCCUGAAGUAAUCAAAUUUGCUUUUACUCAAACCUUUCGAAAGAAAAAUAUCAUUUUGUCACUAGAACAUCCAAAUCAAUUGCCUGGUUUUAACAACCCAGAUAACUUGAUGAAUAUUAGUCGUCAAACUCCUGUUUCUUUUGCAACUCCUCUAGGUACUGCUGAUGUUCAUGAUAUAGCUAAAGCAUUUGUGACAAUGUCACAUGCCAAAGGAUUAAAAGCUAUGGAAUUCACUCAAUCAAAUACUAUUAAGAUGAACUUCACUAAUCGUGAUAAUGAUCAACCAUCUACCUCUAGAUCAUCUUUAAUUCACAAUGUUCGUGAUGAUCAUGAUGGUGUUCAUGUUAAAUAUGAUGGUUUUGAAUAUGGUCCUCCAUUGCCACCACCUCCGCCAAAUACUACUAAGCCAUCAGCCCCACUCAUUCCUACAACUGAAAAUUAUGUUUAUGGGCAUCCUGCUGAGUUAUAUGGUGUCCCAAGAAGUUCAAGGUAUGAUGAUCCACAUGGCUGUUGCACCAUUCUUUGAGCUAGUAUGUUUGUCUAUGUUUCAUAUUUUGUUGUCUUGUAUUAGAUCCAUUUAAUUUUCUUUUGUUAUAUUCCAUGUAUUUCAAUUCUUAUUAUAAAUUUUUGAUCUUAUACUUGUAAUGAGUGGGUUGUUUAGUUUCAGCUAUUAAUGGUUGUUUGAUACUUUUUCCUUUCAAUAGAUACAUUUUAUA
Lactuca sativa (garden lettuce) is the source of this 1169-nucleotide messenger RNA. The record is from RefSeq and is a predicted model, not a curated record. Lineage: Eukaryota; Viridiplantae; Streptophyta; Magnoliopsida; Asterales; Asteraceae.